UUCACAUCUGUACACUGUUCUUUUUCUAAAACAAGGGUUAAUGCUUUAGAAAAUAGAGGGAAAUUGAAAAUUAAGAAACAUUAAAUUUGAGUGUUUUCACUUUUAUCAUUCCACUGGACAUAAAAUGUUGCUCUGCACAUGUACAUCUGUACUGCACAGUUCUCAUGGUCAUUCUGUUGUUUGAUUUUCAGACCAGACGAGUCACAGCAAUACCCAGGUCUGAGAACGCUCCUGAGAACAGAGCUGCAGCAGUAGGGACCACACGGGCCCGUCCCAGCCAGCACAGCCAAGCUGCAGAGCCCCCCCCACCAGCUAUCACUGCCCAGCCUGCAGCCAAAGAGUCUCUGCUCCAGCAACAGAAUGCUCGGAGAAAGUCCAACUGUGUAAAAGAGGUGGAGAAGCUGCAGGAGAAGAGAGAGAAGAGACGUCUACAGCAGCAAGAGCUGCGAGAAAAAAGAGCACAGGAAGUGGAUGUGAAUUUACCAAACUAUGAAAUCAUGUGUAUGAUCAGAGACUUCAGAGGCAGCCUGGACUACAGACCCUUAACCAGCAAUGAUCUGAUUGAGGAGCACAGGAUAUGUGUGUGCGUGCGUGCACGUCCCCUCAAUAAGAAAGAGUUAUCAACGAAGGAACUGGACGUCAUCACCAUCCCAAGUAAAGACGUGGUCAUGGUGCACGAGCCCAAGCAGAAAGUGGACCUCACUCGCUACUUGGAAAACCAAACGUUCCGAUUUGACUAUGCCUUUGAUGAGAACUCCACCAAUGAGAUGGUGUACAGAUUUACUGCCCAGCCACUGGUUGAGACCAUUUUUGAGAGAGGGAUGGCGACCUGCUUUGCAUACGGACAAACCGGCAGCGGUAAAACACACACAAUGGGAGGAGACUUUUCAGGAAAGAACCAGGACUGUUCCAAAGGCAUCUACGCUCUCUCAGCCAGAGAUGUUUUUCUCAUGUUGAAAAAGCCAAAUUACAAGAAGUUGGAUCUGCAGGUCUUUGCCACAUUUUUUGAGAUUUAUAGCGGGAAGGUGUUUGAUCUACUUAACCGCAAAGCCAAGUUACGGGUCCUGGAGGACGGGAAGCAGCAGGUUCAGGUGGUGGGCCUGCAGGAGAGGGAGGUGAAGUGCACGGAGGACGUCCUCAAACUCAUCGAAAUGGGAAACAGCUGCAGGACUUCUGGACAAACCUCCGCCAAUGCUCACUCAUCACGGAGCCACGCCGUGUUUCAGAUCAUUCUCCGUCGACGGGGGAAGAUGCAUGGAAAGUUCUCCCUCAUCGACCUGGCUGGUAACGAGAGAGGGGCCGACACGUCUAGUGCUGACCGCAAGACUCGCUUAGAAGGAGCCGAGAUCAACAAGAGUCUCCUGGCGCUCAAGGAGUGUAUCCGAGCCCUGGGUCGGAACAAACCUCACACUCCUUUCAGAGCCAGCAAGUUAACUCAAGUGCUGAGGGACUCCUUCAUCGGAGAGAACUCCAGGACAUGCAUGAUUGCCACCAUCUCUCCUGGAAUGGCCUCUUGUGAAAACACUCUGAAUACACUGAGAUACGCUAACAGAGUGAAGGAGUUCGGCAUUAGUCCCUCUGACAUUCCCUUCUCACAGAGCGGCGGUGGAGGAGGACGCUCCGAGACCUCGCCCACAUACGAGGUGAAGGAGCUCACCAUAGAUCCGGCUGCAGUCAUGGAGUGUCAUCAGGGACUGGCCAAUCAGCUGGAGGUGCUGGAGGCCCAGUGGGGGGUCGGCAGUUCUCCGCAGAGAGACGACCUGAAGCUGCUCUGUGAACAGAACGAGGAAGAGGUGUCCCCACAGCUCUUCACUUUCCAUGAAGCUGUAUCUCAGCUGGUGGAGAUGGAGGAGCAGGUCCUGGAGGACCACAGGGCAGUGUUCCAGGAGUCCAUCCGUUGGCUGGAAGAUGAGAAGGUGCUCCUGGAAAUGACAGAGGAGGUGGACUACGACGUGGAGUCGUAUGCAACUCAACUAGAACAAAUCCUGGACCAGAAGAUAGACAUUCUCAUUGAGCUGAGAGAUAAAGUCAAAUCCUUCCGCUGCACACUGCAGGAAGAGGAGCAGGCUAGCAAACAAAUAACUCCCAAGAGGCCUCGUGCUCUAUAGACGCCCACUGACAAGAACAGACAAGUCCUGAGACAUGUGAAGGCCUCGUCUCUGAAGAGCCCAGCAGUAAAUUGUGUGAGUCUCUCUCUCUCUCCCCCCGUCCUCCCUCUCGGUCCGAGUGUCCAUCUCCACCUCUGUCCAGUACUGGCUUCACCACAUCCCUGUCCAUCAGAAAAACCAAAGAGCAGACUGUUCUUGCUCUCUGUGUGCCUGUACAGUGUGUCUACCAUUGUUCUCCCAUGUAUGAUGAAGCACAAGUGCUUUGUUUAGGUUGAUAAAAUAAGUAAAACAUUUUGUUUUUGUUUUUAAAGAAUUUUAUAAAGUCAAUCAGCAUGGCCAGUUUUAUAAAGAGCUCUUGCCCUCUUGUGCAAUAUCUGGAGGAUGUUCCUCCUGUCGUUCCCCAGUGUUUCAGCUCAGGAGCGACCAGGACUUGUAUGUUCGUCUACGGAUAAAGGAGCUGUAGUGUUCAAGUUUGAUUGACAGCCCUGAAAACACAAAAUAAAUCAACGCAUUUCAUUAUUUGACAUAUUAAUGUUCACAGACAACAUUUGCCAUAAUAAAAAAAAUCUCUUGUUGCCA
Molecule: messenger RNA, 2687 nt
Organism: Cynoglossus semilaevis (tongue sole)
Lineage: Eukaryota; Metazoa; Chordata; Actinopteri; Pleuronectiformes; Cynoglossidae
Product: kinesin-like protein KIF2A
Exons: 18
Coding region: 165-2108 (647 amino acids)
Biological process (GO): microtubule depolymerization; microtubule-based movement
Cellular component (GO): microtubule
Molecular function (GO): microtubule motor activity; ATP binding; microtubule binding
Source: RefSeq, a predicted model, not a curated record